AUGUUUCUGAGCUUCCACAUAGUUGCUUGGAAAUGUGCGGAAUACCUCCAUCCCGAACAUUUACGUUUCUUGCAGUCGUUGCGGAUAGAUCUUGGGCGUCCGUCCCAUCUCUCAAUCUGCUCGUCCGAUUUGCAUUCUGCUUCGACCAAACUUCUUAGAAUGGUCUCUUAUGUCGUCCAAGACUCUUCUCUUCUUGAUUUGGAGAACUUUGAUAUUUCGUCCGGUCGGCUCUUCCCAUGUUCGUACAAUGAUCGUCCCACCUGGACAAUCUUGUUGUAUCUUCAGUUCUGCUCGAUCGUUCUUGAUCCUGUCUUGAUCCAAGUCUUCGUUGUGAUCUCUGGAUUAGAUCCCACGUCUUUGUCUUCCAAUCCCAGAGUGUUGAUCUUCCCAUCCCGGCCUUUGGGAUGUUUUAGGUCUUGA
Messenger RNA from Microthlaspi erraticum, 420 nucleotides. The record is from the annotation of a GenBank genome assembly. NCBI's taxonomy places the organism in Eukaryota, Viridiplantae, Streptophyta, Magnoliopsida, Brassicales, Brassicaceae.